AUGCUGCAAGUCAUCGUAGAGUCGGUCAACAUUGACCCGCCCCAGAGCCCCCCACUGGAUCUGUGUACCCUGGUCUGGCACCUCGGAGCCAAACCCCUGGACAAUGACUCCUUCGUGCAGGUCAUCCUGCGGGAUGUGGGUGCCACAAAGCAAGAAAGGUUCGUUGGCAUGGCCACAGUACUGCUCAGGCCCUUGGUGGACCAGCCAAGUAAGACUCUCUUGGUGAAGGACCUGCCCCUGCUCACCCAUUCCAUGGAGCCUACCACUUGCACUGUCACCCUACAGGCGGUCCUUGUGAGCCCCCGGCAUUUCAAGACAGAGGACGAGGACCCCUUGGGCACAGCAGCGCAGGAAGUGGAAAUGCAGAAGCUGAUGAUUCCUGGCUACACCGUGCCCAGGGCUCUGUCCUCAAAGGCCCAGGAUUUUCAGGUUCGCGUGAGGGUGUUUGAAGCCCGACAGCUCUUGGGCAACAACCUCAGGCCACUGGUGAAAGUGACCAUCGGAGGCAAGGAGCAUCGCACGAGGAUCAAGCUGGGGAACAAUCCUUUCUUUAAUGAAACCUUCUUCCAGAAUUUUCAUGAGAUUCCUGCAAAGUUCUUCACCCACGUCAUCUUAAUCCAGGUGAUAAACUCCUCAGUGCCGAGACACAAAUCAGAGAUCGGGAGAUUCCAAACAGAUAUUGGGUUUGUCUACAAUUCGCCAGGUCACACGAUCCUGAGGGAGUGGCUAGGUCUCUGCCAGCCAGAUGAUAUGAACAGUGGUGUGAGAGGCUACCUGAAAGUCACCAUCUGUACCCUGGGGGUGGGAGACCAGGCCGUGGUGGAUCUUGUGCAACCCUAUGGGGCCGAUGGCACCAGUCUUAAACUCUUGAAGUUGGCGGCAGUCCCAAUCCACCUGGCUUACUUAAACAUCUUCAUCUACUGCGCAGAGGACCUCCAUUUCAGGAAACACCAACCAGGGAAUCCUGUCUUGGAGGUAGAACUAAGUGGGAAAAAGCUCAAGACCAAGAUGCAGACCCAAACCGAGAACCCAAUCUGGAACCAGAUCCUGACCUUCCAAAUCCAGCUGCCCUGCCUCUCCAGCUACAUCCAGCUGAGAAUCUUGAACUGCGCCAAGAUGAAUUGCCGUGAAGAGAUUGGGACUGCCAGCCUGGCCCUCAACCAGAUCUCCUCCACCGGUGCAGAGAUGGAAGGCGCGUACUCUGGCUUCUUACCCUGCUUCGGCCCCAGCUUCCUGACGUUCCACGGGGGCAAAAAGGCCCCUUUCAGGAUCCAGGAGGAGGGCACUACCCUUCCUGACGCUGUGAUGCAUGGUUUGUCCUAUCAAGGUCGAGCCUUUCUGGAGUUAAUCACCCACGUAGGUCCCUAUCAAGACUUUAAGAUAAAGAAUCUCUCCCAGGACGUGGUCAUUACACAGAAACAACAGAACCGCCAGAAGUAUGGGCUGUGUGUCAUCUUCCUCUCCUGUGCGAUGAUGCCUGACUUCAAGGACUUGAUCCAGUUCGAGGUCAGCAUGGGCCACUACGGGAACAAGACGGAUCUGAGUUACAAGCCUCUAGUCUCAACGACGCAGUUCAGCCCAGUGAUAUAUGAUGGGAGCAUCUACCAUUACGUGCCCUGGUACAACAAUAAACCUGUGGUGGCCUUGACGUCCUACUGGGAGGACGUCAGCUUCCGACUGAACUGCCUCAAUCUCCUCCACAUCACGAGAGACCGUCUGAAGGCCAACCUGGACAUCCUGAAGUCCAUGCGGAACCCGAAGGACCCUGCCCUGCUCCUCCAGUGGAAGGUGCUGCGGAAGGAGCUGGCAGAGGACUGCGAUCCAGUUUCUGGACUUGUCGGAGCCUCAGUCUGCCGCUCUUACCCAGAGGGUGAAGGACACAAGGACACGCUCCCGGCCCAGCUCCGGGUCUGCAUGUGGUUUGGCGAUGUGGAAGACAGCCUGAAUCUUAACCUGCUCCACCACGGGAACCUGGUUGUGUACGCGGAGACAUACGAGAAUGAGGCCAAGCACAAGAACGAGUGGGGCCUGCAGGGCCUGCGCCGCCUCCCCAACUUCUCGGACGUCAUUGGACGCACGGCCCUCCCCAAGGAGGACUUCAAGGUGCCCCAUGGCUGGCACUGGCAGGGCAACUGGAUGGUGGAGCCUCAGAGGAGACUCCUUCUGGACAUAGACAUCAACAAGGUCCAAGUGCUGGAGGAGGUGUACGAGAACCAGACCCGUGACGUCACCGGGGCCUGGGUGGCGGCGGCCAUCCCAAACUCGGAUGUGGACGGAAAUGCUGUCCCUUCCCGGGAGGUCAUGAAGUGCCCCCGAGGCUGGUACGUUCAGAAGAACUGGACUGUGCAGUUGAACCAUGCGGUGGACAAUGAAGGCUGGGAGUACGGACUGGGGAUCCUGCCCUCUGGCCUGCCCGAGGCCUGGAACUCCGUGGAGAAGACUUACCACUCGGUCCGGCGGCGGCGCUGGGUGCGCAUGCGGUUCCGGAGCCCCCAGAAGCUGACCCAGGAGCAGGAGACCCUGUCCUUCCUGCAGCUGCAUAGCUCCAGUGUGGCCAGGGAGGAGGAAGGCUGGGAGUAUGGCACCUUUGGCUCCAGGUUCCAUCUGAACCCUGAGCCCACCAGCCAGUUCCGCCGCCGCUGCUGGCACCGCAGGCUGGCCCCCAACAAGGUCAAGGACAAGGACAAAAACGUCGCACCGAUCUUUCUCCUGGAGGGGUCACUGGAACUGACUGCAGAUGAGGCUGGGCAGGCUAAGGAGGUCAAGGGGGUGGAGAACAGAUCGUCUUUGUGGGGGACGAGCAACAUGUUCUCCAACACCUGGAGGCCCACCCUCAAGAACACCCGGCCGUCCGACAUGCCCUUCGUCUACUGCACCUUCAACAAGCCCCACUACUACCAGCUCUUCUGCUACAUCUACCAGGCCCGAAACCUGAUGCCCAACCAGAUCCAGACAUUCCAGAGCCCGUUCAUCCGCGCCAUCUUCCUGAACCACAGCCAGUGUACCCAGUCCCUGAGCAGCUCCACGGCCCCCACGUGGAGUGUCCGAGAAAAGAAACCGCCGAUCUUAAGUGUUCCCUGGAAGAAUAAUAUCUACCUGCUCCCCAAGGACAUUCAGCCCAUUCUGAAGAAGAUGGCUAUCGAGGUCCUGGCCUGGGGUCUUCGGAACCUGAAGAAUGUGCAUUCCCCGUAUCUCCUGGUGGAAUGUGGGGAACAGACCCGGAGGACACAGCCCAUCCAGGACUACAAGACCAACCCCAACUUCUCCCAGUCUCCCCUCUUCUUCACACUGUUUAUGCCCACAGAGGAGGCCUACUCGCUGCCCCUCAUGAUGAAGGUGGUGGACACCCAGGACUUCGGCCGGGAGGCCGUGGUGGGUCAAGCCAACAUUGACUUCCUGCAGCCCUAUUUCUGUGACCCCUGGGCUGACCACCACAAGCCCCCCAGGCUUCCAGCGCUGACCAGGAAGAAGCACCAGGAGGUGAGUAGAGGGCUCGCUGUCCCACCUUCUUGGGCAGCGUCUGAAGAAACGUCCUUGGUCAAGGUGACGGUGCCCGCGUGUGAGGUCUGCUCGUACACUGACUCUCGGGCGCACUGGUUCUACUGGGGGUUUCCAACUGCCGACCUUUUGGAAUGUAGCCCAUCGGGUGACCAGCACUACCACGAGAUCGCCCUAAACUCACCUAGCUUUAAUAAAGACUCUGGACCCCCGGCCAUCAGCCAUUGCCCCAGAAGUGCUGAAGGGUCUCUGGAUUCAAAGGCAGAGAGCCUGUGGGAAGAAGGGCAAGGAGAAAGGGGAGGAAGCCCUGGCCUCCAUCCUCCCCUUUUGGGCGAGGGAGCCCCGGGCUGCCUGGCCUCUCCUUGCUCCUCCUCUCUCCUUUUCCAGCUCCUGAGUUACCUCUACGAAAAGAUACGGCCCAAGGCCCACAAAGAGGAGGAUGAUUAUGACUAUGAAGUCGAUUGGUGGAGCAAGUUUUUCUGGGCCACGGGAGAUGCUCAUAGGUCCUUAAAGUACCAGGACAGAGACUACCACACCCUAAAGGUGUAUGACUGUGAGCUGGAGGCUGUGCCAAGCUUCAAAGGGCUGCAGGACUUCUGCCAGACAUUCACACUCUACAAGGAGCAGCCCGUGCUGGACAGCCCCGUGGUGGGGGAGUUCAAGGGUAUUUUCCGCAUCUACCCAUUUCCUGAGGAUCCUAAAGCCACCAAGCCCCCCCGCCAGUUCUUGGCUUCGUCUGAGAGAGAAGGCUUCCCUCAGGAGUGCUUGGUGCGGGUGUACGUGGUCCGCGCAUUCAGCCUGCAGCCCCAGGAUUACAAUGGCCUGUGUGACCCUUAUGUGAUCCUGAAACUGGGACAGAAACAGCUUGGCAACCGAGACAAGUAUCAGCCCAACACUCUGGACCCCGUCUUUGGCAUGAUGUUUGAAAUGAGUUGCAACAUCCCUCUGGAGAAGGACCUGGAGAUCCAGCUGUAUGACUUUGACCUGCUUUCACCUGAUGACAAGAUUGGCAGCACAACCAUUGACCUGGAGAACCGACUCCUGUCUGGCUUUGGAGCUCGGUGUGGGCUCUCCAAAUCCUACUGCCUGUUGGGGCCCUUCAGGUGGCGGGAUCAGAUGCUCCCGAGCCACCUCCUGGAACGCCAUGCCAAGCUGCGAGGGCUGUCCCUGCCUCUGUUCAGCACCGAGGACGACUCCGUUUUAUACGCUGGGGAAAAAAUUCAGCUGCAACGCUUUGAGCCCAAGCCCCCCACUGCUCAGAACUUGGGGCCCAAGAAGGAACGCCUUGCGCUCUACAUCCUGCACACCGAGGGGCUGGUACCUGAGCACCUGGAGACCCGCACACUGUACAGCGACAGCCAGCCGGGCAUCGACCAGGGAAAGGUGCAGUUGUGGGUGGAUAUCUUCCCCAAGAAGCUUGGGCCUCCUGGUCUGCCAGUCGACAUCAGCCUCAGGCAGCCGAAAAGGUAUGAGCUGCGCUGCAUUAUCUGGGAAGUCGCCAACGUGGACCUUCAGGACGUCACGUAUUUUGGAGAUAAUAGCAGCGACAUCUACGUCAAAGGGUGGUUAUUCGGGCUAGAGAAGGACAUGCAGAAGACAGACGUCCACUACUACUCCAUCUCCGGAAGGGGCUACUUCAACUGGAGGUUCGUCUUCACCCUGGACUACCUGGCAGCCGAGCAGAUGUGCGUGCAGAGCCAGAAGGACUACAUCUGGAGCCUGGACCCCACGUCGGUGAAGUUCCCACCGCGGCUCAUCAUUCAGAUCUGGGACAACGACAUCUUUUCCAGGGAUGACUUCCUGGGGGUCUUGGAGAUGGAUUUGUUUGACAUGCCCUUCCCUGCCCGGAGGGCCAAGGGCUGCUCCAUCAAGAUGCUGGAGCCCGAAACCAAGUGGCUCCCUGUCCACCAUCACAAGUACUUCUCCCUCUUUAAGAAGAAGACAGUGACCGGCUGGUGGCCUUGCCAGGUCUUGGAUGAUGGAAAAUGGCGCUUGUCGGGUAAAGUGAAAAUGACUCUGGAGAUGCUGACUGUGAAUGAGGCCUUCCUCAGGCCGGCCGGCCGGGGCCAGUCAGAGCCCAACCAGUACCCUACACUUCAACCCCCGAUACGCCUCCACAACACCUUUAAGAGGUUUCAGAUGCCUGUGAAGAACCUGUGUCUGCACAUCUAUAGACAAUACCGCUGCAAAAUCCUAGCCUUCUUGGUCGUGUGUGCUCUGCUGUUACUGCUCUUCUACUUCGUCUAUUCCGCUCCCACCUAUCUGGCCAUGAGUGUGGUUAAACCUGGAAUUCGGAUAUUUACUCAGAGUUAAAAUGAGCAGCAAGCUAUCACGUCACUCACCACCAGCAGCAACAACUCUGCAGACCUCACGACCCAGGACCCGAAGCUGCUCUACGAGUCCGUGAGCAGAAACCAGGGGCCUAAAAUCUAGCGCAAUCUCCCAGUCCCAGACCCUCCAGCCCCAAGGCAAAUUCACCCAGGUUGGCCUGCUUCCCCUCCUGCCUUCCUGCUCCUUGUUUCCGCCUUCUAGGUCCCAUGGAAGGGGCUGAGGAUUUUCUGGCUAUUCUACUCCAACAAGGAGGCAGAGCCGUCGUUGGCUACGGAAAUAAACAAGUUUCAUAACC
Echinops telfairi (small Madagascar hedgehog) is the source of this 6124-nucleotide messenger RNA. RefSeq names its product fer-1 like family member 5 (gene FER1L5). The coding region runs from base 1 to 5811 and encodes 1936 amino acids. Gene Ontology annotation, molecular function: calcium ion binding; calcium-dependent phospholipid binding. Gene Ontology annotation, cellular component: T-tubule; membrane; cytoplasmic vesicle. The record is from RefSeq and is a predicted model, not a curated record. The transcript is spliced from 51 exons. NCBI's taxonomy places the organism in Eukaryota, Metazoa, Chordata, Mammalia, Afrosoricida, Tenrecidae. Gene Ontology annotation, biological process: macrophage activation involved in immune response; monocyte activation involved in immune response; vesicle fusion.